Molecule: messenger RNA, 591 nt
Organism: Staurois parvus
Lineage: Eukaryota; Metazoa; Chordata; Amphibia; Anura; Ranidae
Source: the annotation of a GenBank genome assembly
UCCUCCACCUGUCACCGCCGCAGUCCUAUCUGCUGUAUGUCCGCAGUCUCUGGUCAUCCCCUGUACUGUGUCCGCAGUCUCUGGUCAUCCCCUGUACUGUGUCCGCAGUCUCUGGUCAUCUCCUGUACUAUGUCCGCAGUCUCCGGUCAUCUCCUGUACUGUGUCCGCAGUCUCUGGUCAUCUCCUGUACUGUGUCCGCAGUCUCUGGUCAUCUCCUGUACUGUGUCCGCAGUCUCUGGUCAUCUCCUGUACUAUGUCCGCAGUCUCUGGUCAUCCCCUGUACUGUGUCCGCAGUCUCUGGUCAUCUCCUGUACUGUGUCCACAGUCUCUGGUCAUCCCCUGUACUGUGUCCGCAGUCUCUGGUCAUCUCCUGUACUGUGUCCGCAGUCUCUGGUCAUCCCCUGUACUGUGUCCACAGUCUCUGGUCAUCCCCUGUACUGUGUCCGCAGUCUCUGGGGUCAUCUCCUGUACUGUGUCCGCAGUCUCUGGUCAUCUCCUGUACUGUGUCCACAGUCCCUGGUCAUCUCCUGUACUGUGUCCGCAGUCUCUGGUCAUCUCCUGUACUGUGUCCGCAGUCUCUGGUCAUCUCCU